Messenger RNA from Fukomys damarensis (Damara mole-rat), 4143 nucleotides. RefSeq names its product HDGF like 3 (gene Hdgfl3). The coding region runs from base 1 to 642 and encodes 213 amino acids. Gene Ontology annotation, biological process: regulation of transcription by RNA polymerase II. Gene Ontology annotation, molecular function: transcription coregulator activity; double-stranded DNA binding. The transcript is spliced from 7 exons. Lineage: Eukaryota; Metazoa; Chordata; Mammalia; Rodentia; Bathyergidae. Gene Ontology annotation, cellular component: nucleus. The record is from RefSeq and is a predicted model, not a curated record.
AUGAAAGACGUGCAUUCUGUAGAAGAUACUCUAGAAGCAAAAGCCAUACUCAAGGCAGUCACUGUGCCAUCCAAACAUAUUGAUGAACUCCCAGAGGGAGCUGUGAAGCCUCCAGCAAACAAGUAUCCUAUCUUCUUUUUUGGCACCCAUGAAACUGCAUUUCUAGGUCCCAAAGAUCUUUUUCCCUAUAAGGAAUACAAAGACAAGUUUGGAAAGUCAAACAAACGGAAAGGAUUUAAUGAAGGAUUGUGGGAAAUAGAAAAUAACCCAGGAGUAAAGUUUACUGGUUACCAGGCAAUUCAGCAACAGAGCUCUUCAGAAACUGAGGGAGAAGGCGGAAAUACUGCAGAUGCAAGCAGUGAAGAAGAAGGUGACAGAGUAGAAGAAGAUGGAAAAGGCAAAAGAAAGAAUGAAAAAGGAGGCUCAAAACGGAAAAAGUCAUACACUUCAAAGUACCAGGAAUGGAACUCAGGACCAUGCAUUUGCAAGAAAUCUUCUAAACAAUCCCGGAAAUCUCCAGGCGAUGAAGAUGAUAAAGACUGCAAAGAAGAGGAAAACAAAAGCAGCUCUGAAGGUGGAGAUCCUGGAAAUGACACAAGAAACACAGCUUCAGACCUGCAGAAAACCAGCGAAGGGACCUAACUACCGUACUGAGUGCUGCAUAUUUCAAGAAACCACAGAAGUUUAAAUGUUUGGUUGUCCAAUAUUCUUGGAUUUGAUAUGAACCGACAGAUAGUCUUUGUUGUCGUUGACAGAACCCCAGUUUGUAUGUACAUUAUUCACAUUCCUCUCUGUUUUGUUGGAAAAAAAAGACAUUUUAACCUUUUUAAGGUUAUUGAUUUAAUUUCAUGUUAUUAGGUUGCAUGAUGUUGCCCUUUACCACUAAGAAUUAUCAAAAAUUUUGCACAGACUCACACGUCUAGGAUCCUUUUAUCAAGGCAGUUAUGUUCAUCAUUUUCCUGCCUUUACCCCACCAUCACCAAACACUUAUUUAAUAUUUUAAGUGUUUAAUAUUAGCAUUUUAAGUAGCUUAAGCAUUUUAAUGCUUAAGAAUGGGAUUUCCUCUUUGACAGAACCCAAGAACUAAUUCCUAGAUACAUGUUGGUAGAUUGAAGAUGAAAUUCAAAUCAUCCUUCAGCUUUGAGGCCACGUGUAAAGUUUAACUGUACGUACAAUAUCUAUACUGUAUUAGAAAUAGCUAGUUUACAGCUGAUACUUCUCAAAACUCAUGUUGUUAUGUACACAAUGUGAGUUUCUCUGUGUAAAGUUAGUGAGUCUUUUUGUGUUACUCCAAAAUAAAGGAUUUAUUUUUUCCCAGUGCCAGUAUAAUUUGAGAUAAGCAUUCGAGGUAAACACAUUUUAAAGCUGAAAUCAGCAGCAGCCCUAUGGGAAACUACACAAAGCAUUGAGUUUUAAAUAUAGACUUUUAAAAUUAACCGUUUUCUUUUUGGAACUAGAAUUAUAAUGGUUACUGUUUGUCCACAAGCCAUUACUAUGUGUACAUUAUUGUUGCUACUGUGAUAAUAGAGAAUUUUAUUUAUUUUUAUGCCAGCUUAUAUUGUGAGAACACAUUUAGUCAGUUUGGGUUUCAUCAAUCCUGUUAUGCUUGUCCUUUGAACAUCUUUCAUAUAUUGAAGGUUUGUAGUUGAAAAGUUUACUGUAAAAAAAAUCAAAAACAAAAAAAUGUACUGUUUUUACAGAAUAAAUUUAUUGGAAUGUGUACUGGGAGUAAGCUCUGAGGUUGUAAACAAAGUUAGUGUAAUUUGGCUUUAUUUAUGUAAUUGUGAGGUACUCAUGUAAUUCAUAUAUUAACAGCAAGUUGACAUUUGAAUCAAGCGCAGGUAAGGGCUUUUUUUCCUCCCCCACUUUUUAAUACUUUGGGUUUUUGGUUAUUUGGGAGGGAUUGACAGUACAAUUUGCCUGCAUAUCUAGGUAAAUAUUUACCAGCUCAGUGGACCCUAAAUUCACACACUUUGGUAUUACUCACAUUUUGACUUGUACCCCCAUUUCCAUUUCCUUUUGGUUUCCUUGUUUUGGUGAAGAGAUAAUGAGCAUGAAGAGAAAAGCUGAGAAGACGAUGCCAAUGGUGGUGAUGGCAGCAGAGGCUACACAAACUAAUCCCGUGCACCACUGCAGGGUACUGAGGAGGAGCUGUACUUUUGGUCUAUCCCUGUUUAGCAAAUAUUGAUUUACUCUGUUACACUCACAGUUUCAAAUAUGAAAAGUUCAUAAAGAAAUUAGUAAGGAUUCCACCAGUACUUUUUUUCUUAAAGGUAUUUUUAAAUUUUGAAUCUUUUAUUUUAAAAUUUUGAAAUGUUUAAUUCAUCAAAAGACCUCUUCAUUGCUCACACUAAAAUAUGAAAACAGACUGCAUUUUGUGUAACAGGUUUUCUUAACUAAAAAAGCCAAAACUUAGGAAAAUAUAUAUAAAACAUUUGAAAUGUAGUAAGAUUUGUUUUCAUAGGCCAAAAGUAAUUUUAUUAAAAAUAUAUGCAGAUAUACAAUAGAAAUUUUUCCAGCCACCAGUAAAACAAGUGUUUGUUACAGGUAAUGAUAAAGCUAAUGGAUUGUGCUUUAGCUAUUUAGAUUGACACAUACAAUGAACUCAUAAAAGCAAUUUUUAAAAUAGCAGUAAAUAAUACAUUUUCCUUGGGAAAAUAUUUUUAAACAGUUAAAAUAUUUUGAUGAUCUGCCUUUUAAAUUGAGGUUGAUAGUGUAGCAUAUGCAUUUCUCCAACCUGUGAUUGCUGUUUUGCAUUUUUAUAUGUGUAGACCAUAUUCACUUCUGAGUAGUUUUUUUUUUUGCUCACUAUUAUAGGCACUAAAUUGUAAUUUUUCACACUUACAGUUAUUUAAUAUGUACAGACAGAAUCUUGAGAUACAUGGUCAGGUUUAUUCACAGACAGUUUUGAUAUAUUUCCUUAAACAUGCUGUUUUUCAACAACUUCAGUUUUCCUUCCAAAAAGAAAAGAAAAUUUAACCACACAACACUGUGUUACAGCUCACACAUAGAGUACAGAGCAAGAAUUUGUUUUCUGUGGUAUUUGUGUUUGAGAAGGGAGUGAAAUGGGACAAAAAUAAUGAUUACUAAUAUAACAAAACUUAGUAAUCUAGAGAGAAAGAAUAUAAUGUAACAUUUUUAUUCCACCUUUUCAUCUGACUUUGUUUUUAUGAAGAACUCCGGUUUGUAGAUACAACGAUAGGCCAAGAGCUGAGGAAGAACUCCAUAUGCUAUGUUUAAUGCUAAAAAUAGGAUUUUCGCUUCUUCAGGGACUCUGUAGACAUAAGCAGUUCUAGCAUGGAGAGAAGCACCAAUGUGAGAAAACUGAGCCUGUUUUAUUGGGGGGGAAAAAGGGGGGAGAGUAUAAGCAUGAAAUAUAUUUCCAUUGGGAAAAAGAGUGAGUUCUUGGAUAGCUAUUUCAGACCCUUCUAUGCCCUCAAAAUCAGCCUCACAGUAUAAUACCUUCAAGUAAUCCUAGUCUUUAAUAUGAUAGUCUUUCAUUAAAUCUGGGGCCAAUCUUGGUAUCUGUGUUCAAAUAAAAUAUAUUGUGUUUAGUUUUAUCAUGUCAGUUCUGUUAUCUAACACACCCAGUCCCCUAUAUUAAACAUUAGUGGCUGAAUUCAACAGAAAAAUCUUUUUAUUUUUCCUGAUUUGGAUUCUGUAGGUCCUACAGAGAGACUCAGCUUUGGCUCACAAAUUAUUUUCCAAUAAAAAUGAAGAAAGUACAGAGUUUUUAAAGCUAAAAUAUAUUUAAAAUAGUAAAUUAUUUAAGAAGAAGCACUAAGGAACUCAGCUUCACUUAUCAAUCUUUCAGUUACAGCAGAGAGCAAGUAACUGAGCAAAGCCCUUUCAUUUACAUAUUUUUAUUUAUUUAUUCACGUAUGUUUUAUGCGACUUUAAAAAAUACUAAGAAUUGUUUUGUAUUAUUAAGUUAGCAGCUUGGGUUGGGGUAGGAAUACGAUUUCUCUUUAUAAAAUGGCAACUGUAUGGGUGAGGAAGCCUUUUCAAGUCAAAUUGUAAUUUAUUUAGAAGUAUGACUUGUCAGCAUAAUCCAGGUUUACAAAAUGGAAAGGAAAGGGCAUCCCUCUAUACUUGUAUACUUGUUCAAAACACACAUUCAGAAUGUACCAGUUGGUCUUUUUU